Antechinus flavipes (yellow-footed antechinus) is the source of this 4331-nucleotide messenger RNA. It is a transcript of the gene B4GALNT4, whose product is annotated as beta-1,4-N-acetyl-galactosaminyltransferase 4. Gene Ontology annotation, cellular component: Golgi cisterna membrane. NCBI's taxonomy places the organism in Eukaryota, Metazoa, Chordata, Mammalia, Dasyuromorphia, Dasyuridae. The record is from RefSeq and is a predicted model, not a curated record. The coding region runs from base 402 to 3638 and encodes 1078 amino acids. Gene Ontology annotation, molecular function: acetylgalactosaminyltransferase activity. The transcript has 20 exons.
GGAAGAAGAGGCGGGAGAAAGAGGAGGAGGAGGAGGGGGUCAUGCGCUGGUUCGGAGCCCCGGCCCCCUGGCCAAUGUACGAAGCCCGGAGCCCGGGCGGUGGGCGCUGAAGUGGGUCCGGGCCUGGCCGUCCCUGGAGUGAAAGAGAGAAGGACGGAGGGAGUGCCGGCCCUGCCCAGUCCAUCCCUGCCCGGCCGGCCCAUCCGGGCCCUGCCCAGCCUGGUCCAUUCCAGCCCUGCCCGCCCCUUCCCUGCCCAGGGCUCGGGGAGCAUGAGGCUGGGGGUGCCCGGGGACCGAGGCAGCUAGGGACAGCGGGACCAGGAGGAAAGAAAGGCGGCGGGGAGGGCGGGCAGGCAGGCCCGGGGAGCCCUGGCCGGGCCGGCUGGGACCCACCCCUGACCAUGCUGCGCUUCCCAGUGAAGAAGCUUCGCAAGCAGUUCCGCCUGCUACUGCUGCUGGUGCUGCUCACCUGCGCCGCGUGGCUCACCUACCUGCACCUGAGCCUCGUGCGCCAGGGCAGAGCCCUUCGGCUGCGCCUCAGCGGAGGCUCCGGCCCAGAUGGAGAAAAGCUGAGUGAGGUCACGGACGCCGGGAAGGGGGCGGGAGGAUCCCAGGUCGUGUCUCCCCCCAAGAGGGUGGAAGACUCCAGCGAGAGCCGUGAGGAGGAGCAGCUGGCCGACGGGCGGGAGCUGAGCACCUUCCCUGGACAGGGCGGACGGCCAUCCCCUCCGAACCUCACCCGCCAGGUCCCCCCAUGGCAGGAGGAGUACAGGGGGAAGGUCAACCUGCACGUGUUUGAGGACUGGUGUGGAGGCACUGUGGGGAGCCUGAGGAGGAACCUUCAUUUCCCACUGUUUCCCCAUAGCCGCACGACAGUGAAGAAACUGGCCGUGUCGCCUAAGUGGAAGAAUUACGGUCUGCGCAUCUUCGGCUACAUCCACCCCAGCAGAGACGGUGACGUCCAGUUCUCUGUGGCCUCCGAUGAUAACUCAGAGUUCUGGCUGAGCCCCGAUGAGAGCCCAGCAGGUGCCCAGCUGGUGGCCUACGUAGGCAAGACCGGCUCCGAGUGGACAGCACCCGGGGAAUUCACCAAGUUCAGCUCCCAGGUGUCCAAGCCCAAGCGGCUCUCCUCUUCCCGACGCUAUUACUUUGAGCUGCUGCACAAGCAGGAUGACCGGGGAUCUGACCACGUGGAAGUGGGGUGGCGAGUGUUCCUGCCCGGCCUGAAGUUCGAGGUCAUCGGCUCCUCCCACAUCUCCCUCUACACAGAUGAGUCAUCCCUGAAGAUGGAUCACGUGACCCACAUCCCCCAGUCCCUGGCCAGCCACGUGGCCAAGCUGGGGCCACAGCCCAAGGAGCUCGGGGCAGACAUGCUGAGGCCGGAUGCCCGGGACACCUUUUUCCUCACGCCCAGGCUGGAGCCAUCCCGUCUGGAGAACGUGCUGGUGCCCUGUGCUUACGCCCCCACCUACGUGGUCAAGGACUUCCCCAUCGCCCGCUACCAGGGCCUGCAGUUCGUCUAUCUCUCCUUUGUGUACCCCAAUGACUUCACCCGACUCACACAUAUGGAAACUAGUAACAAGUGCUUCUACCGGGAGUCUCCACUGUACCUGGAAAGGUUUGGGUUUUACAAAUACAUGAAGAUGGACGACGAAGACGACGGGGAUGAGGAGGGGGUUGGGCGUGGAGCUUUCCUGUUCCUCGACCCAGACAGUUUCUUGGAGGAGGAAGAGGAAGAAGAGGAAGCGGACAGCCCAGAGCCCACAGGAGCCCAGCCCUCCCCCAGCAGGACCACCUCUCCCCCCUGGGGCACUCGGGACCCCCAAGGGACCAAGGACAGCAGCCCCGACCCCCGCCCAAGGCGGGAGCCCCGGCUCACCCGCGCCCUCAGCUGGGCCCAGCCGGCUUCAGUCACCCCCCAAGGUCCCGAGGGAGCCUUGGCGACCUCCCUCUUCCUGGGACGGGCGCCGCCCCCCAGGCCUCCUGCCCCACGGUCCCCAAAGAAGCCAGAGAAAGUGUACGUGACGAGGGUGCACCGCGGGCAGCACCGGCCCUCCCGGACGCGGCCCCCACGGCCCCGGCCCUGGCUCGCCCGCGGCCCCUGGCAGCCCCCACUGCCUGGCAUUUUCCUCUACCCCCGGCCCCUUCAGAGGGUGCAUCUGCGGGCUCCUCGCCGGCCUCCGGGGCAUCGAGUUCCCACGGUCGGCGCCUCCCCGGCCCGGCCCCCGGGGCCUGGGAAUUCCCUCAGGAGGACCUCCAGAGGCAGCCUCACUCAGGGGGCCCUGGACCCGACCACCGGGCUCCCCGGCCCGGCCUCCAACGCCUCCUCAGAGCGGGGCGAGCCCGUCACCUCCUUCCUUCACGUGUCCGAGGUGGCGCAGGCCGGGCCUGCGGGGGGGAAGCUUGGGGCGGAGGGAGCAGAGGCCGGUCCCGAGGAGACGGCCACGUCCCAGGACAGCGAGGAGGAGGAGGCGGCCCCGCCCCGGGGCUCCUGGCCUGAGGAGGCCAUCAACUGGCAGCGCACGUUCAGCGUGGGGGCCAUGGACUUCGAGCUGCUGCGCUCGGACUGGAACGACCUUCGGUGCAACGUGUCUGGGAACCUGCAGCUGGCCGAGGCUGAGGCUGUGGACAUUGUGGCCCAGUACAUGGAGCGGCUGAACACGCUGCACGAGGGGCGUUUCUCGCUGCUGCGCAUCGUAAACGUGGAAAAGCGCCGGGACUCGGCCCGAGGCAGCCGCUACCUGCUCGAGCUGGAGCUGCAAGAGCGCGGCGGGCACGGCCGGCUGCGGCUGUCCGAGUACGUCUUCCUGCGGCUGCCGCGGACGCGAACCGGGGGCGACGGGGAAGACGAAACCGAGGUGGACGGCGAGGGCGACGGCGACAACGGGGCGGCCCCCGAGGCGGCCCCGGCCCGGACCCCGUCCGAGCCGCCGAGUCGUGCCCCCGAACCCCUGCUCUGCCGGCCAGUGCGCCUGGCCUGGCGCCAGGACGUCGUGGUUCACUUCGUGGUGCCAGUGAAGAACCAGGCGCGCUGGGUGACCCGCUUCCUCUGGGACAUGGCUUCGCUGCACGCGCUCACGGGCGACACGCGCUUCAGUGUAGUCCUGGUGGACUUCGACAGCGACGACAUGGACGUGGAGCGGGCGCUGCGGGCGGCGCGACUGCCCAGGUACCAGUACUUGAAGCGCACCGGGAACUUCGAGCGGGCCUCGGGGCUCCAGGCGGGCGUGGACGCCAUCGAGGACGGCAGCAGCAUCGUGUUCCUGUGUGACCUGCACAUUCACUUUCCCCUCAACAUCCUGGACGGCAUCCGCAAACACUGUGUGGAGGGAAAGCUCGCCUUCGCCCCUGUGGUCAUGCGGCUCGGCUGCGGGAGCUCUCCUGUAGACCCCCAUGGCUACUGGGAGGUGAAUGGUUUCGGGCUUUUCGGGAUCUACAAGUCGGACUUCGACCGAGUUGGGGGUAUGAACACGGAGGAGUUCCGGGAUCGCUGGGGCGGCGAGGAUUGGGAGCUGCUGGACAGGGUCUUGCAGGCCGGCCUGGAGGUGGAGCGGCUCCGGCUCCGAAACUUCUAUCACCACUACCACUCGAAACGGGGGAUGUGGGAUGCCAGGAGCAAGAGGGGCCCCCGGGACUGAGCUCAGCUUCUGCCGAUGCCUUGGAGUCCGUGGGUGGCCUUCCAGCGCACCGUCCCCCAGCCCCUUGGAAGGGGCCGCCAUGGUGGCUGGAGGUCUUCAAACAGGACCCUUUCUCUCAGAGGGAAGGGGACUCUGGGAAAGCUCCCUCACUUUCAGAAGAGAAACAAGCCCUGUGCCCCCUCCCACUGCCCCAGAGAAGUCACCUCUGGGUCUGAGAGGUACCAGAACUUGCUUCCCUUCUGAAAGAAGGUGAACUCUCCUGGACUGGAGAAGUGGAUUCAACCUUGUCUUAGAGGCCCAGAGGGGGAGAGGGACCAGGGUCCUGUCAGAGGAGGGUGGGUCAGCCACAUGACCACAAUUUGAAAGAGGAGAUAGCCCCAGGGAUCCCCCUUCCUAAGGCCCAGAGACAUGCCAUUCUGACUGAGAUCAAGGCAGAAGAGGGAAGGGAGGAAAGGACAAGUCCCAGACUUCCCUCCAGCACCCAGCCUAUUGCUAUGGUUGGGUCAGGGUCCCCCCAGAGCACUUGGGGAGCAGGCAGCCAUUCCCAAGAACCUGAUCCUGGGGCAAGUGACCAGGACCCACACUGUGCAAGAUGAUUUCUGUGAAAUUGUGUCCUAAAGAUGAAGUUUUUCACAAUUCCUAACCGUUCAGUCUCUUUGAGUUUUUUAUUCAAAAUAAAUUUUUUUUUCCUGA